AUGUCUUUUUUAAGCAUCCCCAGUCAAGAGAACCUGUUCACUGCUGUUAAGAAUGCGAAGCCCACAGAUGAAGAAGACGACGAUGAUGAAGAUGAGACCGAGGUGCGCCUCAUCCCUCGGUGCUCCCCGAUCCCCCGCAAGAGAGGCUCGUCCAUCGCAGACGAAACAGCGGAGUAUAUGCGCAUCCAGCAGGCCCUGUCCGGGGGGAAACGCGUGUCUUUCGCAGACACCACUGGAGGUGACCUUGUAGAUGUCAAAGAAUUUACUGCUUUUGACUCUGAGGAUGAGGACAGCGCGAAAUGGGAGGAAGAGGAGGCGAAGUAUAGACAAGCGCAACAAACGCCUAUCUACUGCGUGCAUCCAGAGUUCUGCAUGCCCAGUGACGGUGCCCUGCUGCAGGCGGUUCGCUCCAACAAAGUGGAGGUGGAAGACAUCUCAGCUGUAGAGAAUGAGCCCCUGGCCUUUUGUGGAGUUAUUAGAGUUUUGAAUAUAUCUUUCAACAAAGCAGUGUACAUUAGGUCCACCAUGGACAGCUGGACCUCCUACUAUGACCACCCUGCAGACUAUGAGCCAGGGUCCCAUGAUGGAGAGACGGACAAGUUCUGCUUUAAAUUAUGUUUUGCAUCACCUUACACCACACAUGGCUCUCGCAUAGAGUUCGUAGUUCGUUAUGAGACCUCAGAGGGAGACUACUGGGCCAAUAACUCCAAGAUGAACUAUGUGGUGACGCUUCUUGUCUCCUAUGAAGACACAUCCUCUGAAAAAGAAAUGUAUAUUAGAAAUGUAAGAAGUAUCCUGAAGCCCCACAAAAUGCACAGGCAAGAGAUAGAGUUUGAACUGGAAGAUGAAGAAGAACAAGAAGAUCCCAUUCCAUCUAGAUUGGUUCGACCUAUUCCCACCUGUCCUGUCAUCUUCCAGCCAGAACUCGAUGUAGAGCUCAUUGAAGCCUCAGCAACAACUUAG
Molecule: messenger RNA, 963 nt
Organism: Knipowitschia caucasica
Lineage: Eukaryota; Metazoa; Chordata; Actinopteri; Gobiiformes; Gobiidae
Source: the annotation of a GenBank genome assembly